AUGGAUCACAAACUAAUGUGUAAAUAUCUUAAUAUAGCUGAUAGUUAUUUUAAUGGUAAAGAUGUCAAAACGAAGAUAAUUAACAAAGAGCCAACCAUCAACGGAUUUUGUAAUAAUGGUGUUUGUAAAACAAAUGAAGCUGGUAUUAAUGCUGUGGCCGAAUAUAUAAUUAUGAAAUUCAAAUCUUCAAUAGAAAAUCAUGAGUAUAAUAAAUAUGAUGAAUAUUUAUUGAUGUGGCUAAGUGAUAAAUUAUUUGAGAUACACAACAAAAGCGAAAACAAAGACAACAAAAUUACUUUAAAUAAGGCUUAUGAUACAUAUUUAAAGAAACAUAAAGGAAUAUUGGAUUAUUGGAAUAUUUUUUUUAGUAGAAAUGAUUUGAAAGAAGCUAAUCUUAAGUAUAUGAGCGAAUUUUAUAAAUUACUUAAUAAAAUAUGUAAAACAAUUACAUAUUAUGAAAAAAACCCUGACGAAAUUGCGAACCUUAUUACGAAUUCUACCGAAUGUUCUAAUCAAUAUAUAUCCAUUUAUAAUGAUAUUCAUAAAUGCAGAUCAUAUCUUGAUUUAUUGAAUAAAUUAAAAGGUAUAUAUGAUGAUUUUAGAAAUGAUGCUAUUAUGAGAAAUGAUUCAAACACUGAUUUAAAAACUAAACUUCAAACACUUACAAAACCAGAUGGAAAAGAGAUGGACGCGGUGAAAGGUUUUAAAUCAUAUAACUUCAAUCAUUCAAACUGUAAAUCCCUGCAUAAAAAAAUUACAAUGUCAAAACCAACGGACCCACCAGGAUUACCAUCUUCUUCGGAAGAAAUACAACCGCCACAACCUUUAAAGCAACUAAAAGAUAGUCAAGACGAAGGACCAUCAUCUUCACAAAGCAUUAAUGUAUUAGAAAAAACUAAAACAGGAGAAUCAAGUUCAUCAAAUGUACAAGACGAUUCUAAAAUUGAUUUAAAGACUUCAGACAAUAUUGAAGGAAAUAUAGGGGGUGCAAGUGGUGAUACAGGACCAUCAGUAGGUGGAUCAGAAGAUUCAAAUGAUGGGACAAGAGAUACAGAUAACCGGGCAUUAAAUACAGAUGGUGGACAAGAUGAUAAAGGAGGAUCAGGUCGUGAACAAGGUGUCUCAGAUAGUGUUCUGGUAGAAAAUGGAACUCAAAGUACGACAGUGGACCCUUUUAAUACUGGACCAUUAAUUUUUAGUAUCUCAUUAAAAGGCAUGGAGAAAUUAAAUGAUGCUACCACUUCAUUUGAAACGAUUAAUAAAAGAAUUACAGAGACCACAGACACUAUUAAGAAUUUAUAUAGUACAGCUUUGAGUAAUUUAGAAACUACCUACGAUAAAUAUAGUAGUUUUUUAAAAGAAAUGAUUUAUAAUAUAAGUAUCGAUUCUAACCAAGUAGAAAAACCUCCUCAUUUAGGUGAUAAUAAAUCUGGAUCAGAGGGAGGAGGGGAUGAUCCAUCACAAUCCAAAAAAAAUUCACAUCAAACUUCGGAAAGCUCAUUAUUACCAAGUUCUACAGAAGAAAAUAAAACAGAUCAAUCGUCUCAUGAUCCAUCUGAAAACCAAAAUUCUGAUCGAACUGAUCAAAAAGAACCUCAAAAACCGGUGGAUGAUCAAGUGAUUAAAACAGAAGAUCCUGGAAGUGAAGUAAAAGGAAAUGGAACAAUAGGAAUAGGUGAUAUAUUUAUAUUCAAAGAAUUCAAAAAAAUUGGAAUUCCAACUAUAGUUAUUAUAAUAUUCAUUACUUUAGCUAUUAUGUACAAGUUUUUGGUAUUUGAACGGAGAAAGAAAUUAAAAAGAAAAAAAAUGAAAAAAUCUACAAAUUUGUUUGGUGUAAAUAAAACGACAUGA
Molecule: messenger RNA, 1851 nt
Organism: Plasmodium vinckei vinckei
Lineage: Eukaryota; Apicomplexa; Aconoidasida; Haemosporida; Plasmodiidae
Product: CIR protein PIR protein
Exons: 3
Coding region: 1-1851 (616 amino acids)
Source: RefSeq, a predicted model, not a curated record